GACCACUGGGAGGAAAGAGGCGGUUACGAGCAGCAGCACAGCGCAGCUUCCAUGGCUUUGCCCCGCGUCUGUCUCUGGGCGGUCUGGGUGCUGCGGGUGGCGCUGGCCACCGUCUACUUCCAGGAGGAAUUUAUAGACGGAGAGCGCUGGAGGAACCGAUGGGUGCAGUCCACCAAUAAUUCCCAGUUUGGGCAUUUUAGACUCUCGUCGGGCAAAUUUUACGGUCAUAAAGAGAAAGACAAAGGUCUUCAAACGACUCAAAAUGGCCUCUUCUACGCCAUCUCUGCCCGGUUCAAACCAUUUAGCAGUAAAGGGAAGACUCUGAUCAUUCAGUACACAGUGAAACACGAGCAGCUGAUGGACUGUGGAGGGGGCUACGUUAAGGUCUUCCCUGCCAACGUGGAUCAGAAGAACCUGAAUGGAAAAUCCCAGUAUUAUAUUAUGUUUGGACCCGAUAUUUGUGGAUUUGAUAUCAAGAAAGUUCAUGUUAUUUUACAUUUCAAGAAUCAGUAUCACUCAAACAAGAAAUCCAUCAGGUGUAAGGUUGAUGGCUUUACACACCUCUACACUCUGGUCUUAAGGCCAGACCUCACUUACGAAGUGAAAAUUGAUGGUCAAGGGAUUGAGUCCGGCAGCAUUGAGUACGACUGGAACUUAACAUCACUUAAGAAAAUGGAGACAUCUUCAGCCGAGUCAAAGUUCUGGGACCAGGCUGAAGGUGACAUAUUCCAGGACCAGGAGAAGCAUUUUCUGGAUGCCAGUGCCAACAAGUCAAGCGACUGGAACAUGACUGAAUUGGACAGGGAGGGGCAGGCAUCUAUGCUGCAGAAGCCUCCAAACCAGGGAGGCCUGAAACCAGAGGGCAUCGACAAACACAUUUGGCUCCAUCGUAAGAUGAAAAACACCAACUAUUUGACAGAAUAUGACCUCUCAGAAUUCGAGAACAUUGGUGCCAUUGGACUGGAGCUUUGGCAGGUGAGAUCUGGAACCAUUUUCGACAACUUCCUGAUCACAGAUGAUGAAGAGUACGCUGAGAAUUUUGGCAGGGCCACCUGGGGCGAAACCAAAGGCCCAGAGAGAGAGAUGCACGCCAUACAGGCCAAGGAGGAAAUCAAGAAGGCCCGCGAGGAACUGCUGAGAGGCAAGUCUGACAGACCUGAAAGUAAUUUCAGAAGAUUUCACAGGAGGGGAGAACUUUAGCCAAACCACCCCCAAAUAAAGAUGAUUGGUAAACUUGAUUUCUCUUCAAUGCACAUUUAAAGGCUCGAGUCUACAUAUGUGGUGAUUGGUCCAGUUUUCUUUAAAAAAGUGUACCUGUGCUUCUCAGUGGGGUCAGUCUGGUUUUCCCUAAGCCCUGCUGCUGUGAACCAAGAUGUUUUCUCUGGACAAACCCAAAUUCUGGAAGCCAGAGGCCAG
Messenger RNA from Manis javanica (Malayan pangolin), 1416 nucleotides. RefSeq names its product calreticulin 3 (gene CALR3). The record is from RefSeq and is a predicted model, not a curated record. Gene Ontology annotation, biological process: ERAD pathway; protein folding. Gene Ontology annotation, cellular component: endoplasmic reticulum membrane; endoplasmic reticulum. Gene Ontology annotation, molecular function: calcium ion binding. Lineage: Eukaryota; Metazoa; Chordata; Mammalia; Pholidota; Manidae.